This is a messenger RNA of Neogale vison (American mink), 9379 nucleotides long. RefSeq names its product guanylate cyclase 1 soluble subunit alpha 2 (gene GUCY1A2). The transcript is spliced from 8 exons. Lineage: Eukaryota; Metazoa; Chordata; Mammalia; Carnivora; Mustelidae. Gene Ontology annotation, biological process: response to oxygen levels; cGMP biosynthetic process. Gene Ontology annotation, molecular function: guanylate cyclase activity; heme binding. Bases 1 to 2205 code for a protein of 734 amino acids. The record is from RefSeq and is a predicted model, not a curated record. Gene Ontology annotation, cellular component: guanylate cyclase complex, soluble.
AUGUCUCGGAGGAAGAUCUCGUCCGAGUCCUUCAGCUCGCUGGGCUCCGACUACCUGGAGACCAGCCCCGAGGACGACGGGGAGUGCCCCCUGUCCAGGCUCUGCUGGAACGGCAGCCGGAGCCCGCCCGGGCCGCCCGAGCCCCGCGCGGCCGCCGCCGUCGCCCCAGCCCCGGCCGCCGCCUCCUCCGCCGCCGCCGCCGCUGCUGCCGCCGCCGCCGCCACGGCCGGGGCCAGGAGGGCGCAGCGCCGGAGGCGGGUCAACCUGGACUCGCUGGGCGAGAGCAUCAGCCGCCUCACGGCGCCCUCGCCUCAAACGAUACAGCAGACUCUCAAGAGGACCCUGCAGUAUUACGAGCACCAAGUUAUUGGUUACAGGGAUGCAGAAAGGAAUUUCCACAGUAUCUCUAACAGAUGGUCCUAUGCAGACCAUUCCAGCAAAGAGGAAGUCGAAGACGUCUCCGGAAUCCUUCAGUGCACCGCUAACAUGCUCGGUUUGAAGUUUGAGGAAAUCCAAGAGAGAUUUGGCGAGGAGUUCUUCACUGUAUGCUUCGAUGAGAAUGAGCGAGUCCUUCGAGCUGUGGGCGGCACCUUGCAGGAUUUCUUUAACGGCUUUGACGCCUUGUUGGAACACAUUAGAACUUCUUUUGGAAAACAGGCCACGCUGGAGUCGCCGUCGUUCCUGUGCAGGGAGCUCCCCGACAGUGCCCUGAUGCUGCACUAUUUCCACCCCCACCACACCGUGGGGUUCGCGAUGCUGGGGAUGAUCAAGGCCGCAGCCAAGAAGAUCUACCGGCUGGACGUGGCUGUGGAGCGGGUGGCCGCUGAGAAGCUGGGCUCGGACGCUUCGACCCCCGGCAACUGCAGCUGUCUUACCUUCCUUAUCAAAGAACGGGAAAACACCAACGUCCCGAAGAACCUUCCCCAGGGUUCCUCCCACGUGCCUGCGGACCUCAGAAUCAGCAUCAGCACCUUCUGCAGAGCUUUCCCCUUCCACCUGAUGUUUGACCCACACAUGUCCGUCCUCCAGCUGGGGGAAGGCCUGCGGAAACAGCUGCGGUGCGACACUCAUAAAAUGCUCCAGUUCCAGGACUGCUUCGAGAUCGUGUCCCCGCGGGUGCAGGCCGCCUUCGACAGGGUCCUGCUGCGCCUGUCCACCCCCUUCGUGAUCAGGACCAAGCCCGAGGCUUGUGGCACUGAGAACAAAGAUAAGGUGAUGGAAGUCAAAGGACAGAUGAUCCACGUCCCGGAGUCCAACUCCAUCUUGUUCUUGGGCUCCCCGUGCGUGGACAAGCUGGACGAGCUCAUGGGCCGGGGGCUGCAUCUCUCCGACAUCCCGAUCCACGACGCCACCCGAGACGUCAUUCUGGUUGGCGAGCAGGCAAAGGCCCAGGACGGCUUGAAGAAGAGGAUGGAUAAAUUAAAGGCAACUUUGGAAAGAACUCAUCAGGCCCUGGAAGAAGAAAAAAAGAAAACAGUCGAUCUUCUAUAUUCUAUUUUCCCCGGUGACGUCGCCCAGCUCUUGUGGCAAGGACAGCAGGUGCAGGCGAGGAAGUUUGACGAUGUCACCAUGCUCUUCUCGGACAUUGUUGGCUUCACGGCCAUCUGUGCCCAGUGUACCCCCAUGCAGGUGAUCAGCAUGCUGAAUGAGCUGUACACCAGGUUCGACCACCAGUGUGGAUUUUUGGAUAUUUAUAAGGUGGAAACAAUAGGUGAUGCCUACUGUGUUGCUGCAGGACUCCACCGGAAAAGCCUCUGCCACGCCAAGCCCAUUGCUCUGAUGGCCCUCAAGAUGAUGGAGCUUUCAGAAGAGGUGCUGACACCUGAUGGAAGACCAAUUCAGAUGAGGAUAGGCAUUCACUCGGGUUCUGUGCUCGCUGGAGUUGUUGGAGUGAGAAUGCCACGAUAUUGCCUGUUUGGAAAUAAUGUCACUCUGGCAAGCAAAUUUGAAUCAGGAAGUCACCCUCGGCGCAUCAAUGUCAGCCCCACCACUUACCAAUUAUUAAAACGGGAAGAGAGUUUCACAUUCAUCCCUCGGUCCCGUGAAGAGCUUCCUGAUAACUUUCCAAAGGAAAUCCCUGGGAUCUGCUAUUUCCUGGAGGUAAGGACUGGUCCUAAGCAGCCAAAGCCUUCUCUUUCCUCCUCGAGGAUAAAAAAAGUUUCCUACAACAUUGGCACCAUGUUCCUCCGGGAGACAAGCCUCUGAGACCUACUGCAGAUCAAAGACUCCUCCAAAAAGCACAAGCCCAGAACACGGGUCAUGACGGGAGAGUAGAACGAGAUGGUUUCUCUUCCACGACUUGCCUGAGAACAAGCAGCAGAAUUUCUGUGCUGUGUGAGGCAAUAAUCCUAGAACAAGGUGGAUAAUGACUGUCAGUUAAAAAAACAAAAAAAAAUGGAAGGGGGGUAAUGAGAUGUGUCCAUCCCUGUGAGUGUUUUUGGUCAUAUAUAUAUAUAUACACACACAUACUCAUAUAUAUAUAUCUAUAUUUUAAGUAGGGGCCCCCUUUCAAAACUAAUAAAUAGAUUCUGUGUUUCUUGUUUGUCACACAUACAGGUAUCUUCCCCCAUUUAUCUAGAUCACUUUUGAGAGCCAGUUUUGAGGAUAUAGUCCUCCGUUUAGUGAUUUGGUAUGUGAGGACUAUUUUCUAAUUUUGUUUUUCUGAACAGACAUUUCAUACACAUCAUGGCAGUGUGGUUGUCUUCCCAGCAGGAAGAACUCUAACUCAGCAAAAUAUUUUAGGGAUAUUACCUAUUUUUCUACAUCUCUCUUCUCCUAGAUAAUUACAUUUCACACAACAUUACUCCAUUUUCCGAAUCUGCUACUGUGUAGUUGGUGUCUUAUGUAACUGUAACCUACUAAUCAAAUAGAGUUUCACUCGUUUAGACAGAUGGGUGCUCGGACGGGGCAUACACAUAACCAGGGACUGCAGAUGCCGAGAAAGCAUUGUCUGUCUGCUUAGCAAAUCUUUUUGAUUUCUUUUAGAUAUCUUUAGAUAUCUUUUUGAUAUCUUUUAGAUUUAAUUAAUGUAGCAUGGAAUCCAGAGGAAAUAGUAUUUCCCAAUAAGAGAUUCAUCUGUAACUAGAAUUACAGGAAAGUCUUGCUGCCAUCUUCUAACAAAUGUCAUAUAAAACAAAAUGCUUUGCUGCACUGGACCCUUUCUAACGGAGCACUUGCAAAAUAGGUACCUUGUACGAUGUACUCAGCUAUAUUCUAAUAAACCGCGUCCCCCUCCCGUGGCUCGUUACUCUUCCCCCACCUCUGCCCACUCUGCCCGCCGGAUGCCUCCUGAGGGCUACUUGCCACUCUGGGAGAAAACUGCCAGAUGCUGGCAUUAGGGAGAAAGAGGUUGUAGGCUGUUUGCCAAGAACGUUAUUUCUUCUUGCAAAAUAAGGGGUGGGGGGAACCCUGUGUUUUAUGGCUUUGAGAUUAAAAAAAUAAUAGUAAUUCUUUUCUUCUGCAGUUUGAUUGAUGUGGCUCUUAAAUUCAGUGAAUCACCUUCAUGAACCUCUUAAAUUCAUGAAUCACCUCCAGACCUACUAAAGUAGGUCUGUCCCCUAGGCCCCGUCAUCGCCAUAGUGACAGACAGGCUUCCAUCACGUGUGGUCCUAAAAUGAAGAUCUGUUCCCGCUAAUUAGCACUGCAUGAAAAUAUUAUCACAGGCUCCCCCUGAAAUCUGGAGCACAGUACAUCCAGAGUUUUCCUAUUUUGGAUCUAAUAUAAAACCCAAGUUUCUGCUCAGGAUAAUGAACUGGAAAUCAAUGUGUUUCCCUGAAACCUUGGAGUGGCCGUUUUCCUCCAAACGGUGUACUCAUUGACAGCUUACGUCUGCUGAACGUGACUGAGAGAUUCCUCUGGGCAGGCACGGGGGCUGCGUUAGGAUUCAUUCAUGCCGCAACUCAGCUACGGAGCGUAUUAAUAGUGUCCAGUGUAGCCUGGGAGGCUGACUAGUGCUUUUAAGUUCUCUAAGUGUGUAGCUAGAAAACAUUUAUAGAUACAUAAAGUAUUUGUUAUAAUGGUGAUCUCUUCUAUAAUUGCUGAACUGUUUUCACCCCAAGGCUCAUGAGGAUGCUAGUGCCACACAUAGUGUGGAGAUGGGAUCUAGAACCUGAGCUUUCUGAAGCCUCAUCUGCCUCCCUCCUCCUUGGGUCUAGGUCUCUGUUUUUAACAACACGGGGGGCCAGAAGGCCAGUGUGUUCAUUUGAGGGGAGUUUUAAAGACUGGGGACAGGGUGCUCUAAUGGGGGUAGUUACAAAGGAAUUUCUUCAGGGACUGGGCAAUUAACCCACUCCCUUCCCAGGGAAGAAGGGGGAGGUUCCCAGUUACUGUGAACGGAACAGGCCGGGCACACCUCAGUCCUCGUGCUGAAGACAGACCACACUUCAGCUGUGUAUUCUGUUACAGCCCAGGAGCAUGGGGGAGAAAACCAAGCUUCACGGAAGUAAUUUAUACUUAUUCUGCAUAGGAAUUUAGAGGUUAUUAUGAUAAACUAAAUCAAUCCAUUUUUGGUGGUAAGCUAUGUGUUUCGUAACCGUAAGACUGCAAGGGACUUCCAGUAAUCAUCCGACCUAUUUCUCCGCUUUUCGUGAGGAUUUGUCUAAGCAACUAUUCUAGAUAGAUGAUCUUUCUCUCUAUACUUAAGAAUAUCUGUGGGAAGCAUAUUUUUAAAACAUCGCUGGAAACCCACUUCAUUACCCAGUCAUUUGUAAUAGGGCCCAAGACACGAAUUGUAUAUAUGUUCAAUUUGUCGAAGGAAUAAAAAACUCUCUUAGUUUAUAUGGCUCUACUUAGACAAGAAGUAGCCAUUUACAUUGUCACAAAUGUCACCAUGAAAAAUACACCAGAGAUCUAUUAUAUAUCGUAGGCUGUAGACUACACUUUUCAAACAAUGUAAUCUAAAUAUAUCUUGGAAGCUAUAGUCUGAGGCAACAGUCUAGUCUGCUGCCAUUUUGCCAACCUACUACUGUUGAUUAUUAGUUACACUAUUGCUAUGUGAUUGCAAGUUACUGCAGACAAUGGCUUUUCAUGCUAGCUGCGCUCGUAGAAGUUAGAAGCUGUGAAAAACUAUUACAUUAUUUGUCCUACAUAAUACAGUCUACAUAUCCUCCAUUUAGGAAUUGUCACUGCAACAUUGGGUCAUAGUAUUUCAGCUAAUAUCUGUACAGUAUUCUUACCUAAAAAUGAUCGCAAACAUCAUACAUUUUAGUGUGGCAGUUUAAAAAGGAUGUAAAUGGAUGUUCUAUUAUAAAUCAAGUGGUAUUAAAUUAGGGAAAUGGCUUUAACCCACUCUGAAAGGGUUACAUUAAAAUAGAAUCCAGCACUUACAGCUCCUCUGUUUAGUAUUUUUUGAGGCAACUAACCUGAAGUCACUUUAAGACUAGGCAUGGGUAUGAGAGAUUCACAUCGGCAUCAGUGUUAUUUUGAUAGAAACAAAGUCAUUUGGAAAUAAAUCAGUUACCUCCAUGUGUACCUCCAGGGAGCACACAGUAUGCACCUUGGGGACCUUAAUAAAUAAGUCACAUUAGCCAUAAUGAAAAGAAUACUUCUCAAUGCCUGUAGAACACAUGUCUUUGGGGAAGAAGAUCAAGCUUCUAUGUAACAGGUGACCAAACUGUCUAAAACCUGCCCCAAUACGCAUGUCUUCUACUUUAAAUUAUUUUGGAUUUCCCUUUUAAUAUAUGACCCUGUGGAGUCCAUGAGCCAUGCCCUAAAUGACUCUGAUUCAAUGCUUCAGAGGGGAAUUGUCACGGCCCCACGCCUGGUUCUCUUGCCCAGGGUUAACAGUAUCAAGAGACACGGCGUUCUGUGGUUCAAGUGCAAAGUGUACCUCUCCAGGACACACAGAGUAAAGCAAGGCAACAGCUUAGACAAAACCUCAUUCACAAGUGCAGCGAGGCUUUCAGUUUUGCAAAACGCGCCAAAGAUUUCCAGCAAUAAAGCCAAAUUAAGUUGACUGAUGCAUACAAAGGGCAAAGGCGCAGGGUUUGGAAAACCACCAGGCUCUGUGUUUUGUACAGAAAUAUUGCUACCAAUUGAAAUCACGUAUUUGAGUUGUGAGAUAUCAAAGAGGAUCUCAAGAUCCAGACUGUCAUUAAAUACAUUCACCGAAGGCCCCGGGUGUCCUGCUUGCUGAGGGCAGGUGUUACGGAUCAUUAGGGCAGAGAAUAAAACUUGUACCGUAGCUUUCCGUCUUAUCACGCAUUCUGAGCACGACUGAGCUCUUGCCCAGCCCAUCUGCGCCACACCGUCAGUGGAAACCCUCUCUCUCAAACCUCCCCAGCAAACACUAGCCUCUCCACACCUCCGAACCUCACAUGGCCACAGCGAGAGUGGCUGAUGCCUGUCUCAGACAGGGACACCCACCCAACCCCAGGCCCGAGUGACAGCGCACCUCGGAAGUGAACUAACCGUUCCCAGCUGUGCUGGGGCCUGUUACCAUCCACAGCUUUUCCCUGUGCUUUUUCUCCCCCAAACACUCCAACUCCAAGCACUUGGUGUAGCUUUAACAAAAAUUCAUUCAAAAGGAACUACACAUGACCCUGAAGAGGCUUUGGGCAACAACAGAAGCCUUUUAGCCAACAAUACCCAGAAACCCAAGUCCAAGAGCCAAGAACCAAUCAAUUGCAACCUAGGUAUUAUUAGGUUCGAGAUCCUCAGCUACAAAAAUCAUGUAAUUUCUGUAAGCAUAUCCUACCAGAUACAGCGGGAAAAACAUGGUGCAUGAGACACUGAGUAACGAGAAUUUUACCUAUGACCUCCAGCACAGCAGUCCCUUAUGGGCAGCUCUGGGAUGCAACACUUCACUCGCAAGCAGCUGAUUUCCUGUCUGCACAAACGGAGUUGCCGUGACUGAACUAGCUCUACUGUUUCAUGGGUACUGCGGCCCCAGCACUGGACUCAGGGUGAGGGCCCGCGAGGUGGUGAAGUACAGACCCUGAUACUAUACCAGAUGAACAGGAAUCUGGUCAGAAUAUACCAAGAUAGUGUGCAAAAUUCCUUCCUCAUACUUGAAACCUAACUAUUGUCUUGCCGCUCCUCUGUUUCCUUCCUCUGUUCCUUUUUUCCUUUCAUAAAGAAAAAAAAAAAAAAGCCAGUGAUAGUCAAUCUCACACUGUAAAAUAGCUCGUUUUAUAAAGUAAUGAAUCCUCGUUGUGGGGUGGGGGGGUCAGGAUGUGUGUGUGUGUGUGUGUGUGCUGUAUGUAGAUAUUACAUGAUUAAAAGGAGGGACAUCUUGGAAGGACCUGGAAUGUCAGGAAGUGAAGUUUGCAUUUUUAUUUCCAAUACGUCGUGACUGGAACACAACUUCAGUUGAGGGCUUCACUGCAUUCCUCUCCGAGUAAGAAAUGCUCCCGUCCAACGGUUCAGCUCAUCAUCGUGGCGGGAUCCGGCUGCCUGUGAUCGAGGUACCCAGGAAGCCUUCCAAAGUACAAACUGCCGAGCUCCCGCGCUGGCCCAGAUUUGGGCUCAGUGGGUAGCAGGUGUGGCCUCGGCAUUGUAUUUAGAAAACCACUCUAGGUAAUGAGAAUAGAAAGCCAGAUUGGGGCAUCACUGAAGAGUGUAUUCCAAUAACCAAUCACCAGGAAUAAGUACAAGUUGACUAAGAGAGUCGUGUAUUAUUUCAUCUGUGGUUAUUUUGGAAAGCUAAGUGUUUUGGGCUUUGUAGCAUUAUUUCUUUCACAAGUCUUAAUUUUAGCGUUGGUCUUAAAUUUACAGUCUGCUUUUGGAGCAGGAGACUUCCAACUUAUUAGAAACAGAAGUCAGCACGAAUAAGCAGGAGGGAGGAACACUGCUCACUAUAGGGCUCUCAGGUACAGUGGACCCAGUCCCCUUUGCUGAGUUACCGCCGGAGCUGUCCGUAUCCCACUGUACUUGCUGAUCUGCCCCACCAGGCUGCGAACUACACACUAUUGGACACAGCAUGAUUUCUGAAUGAUCUGUUUUUAUGUUGUCAAGAAAUCACUAGCUUAAUACUUAGCCUCACAUUGUACUUUUCACAUUGAAUUGCACACUCAUCUAAAAAUGAUUUCCUAGCAAUACUUUAAAACAAACUUUCAAGCAAUAAUUUAAGCCAUGGUAUGAGGCCGUAUGAAACCUGUGCUUCUGUGCACUUCAUGGAACCUUUAGGGAAAUAGAGGCAUAUUUUAUACAAGCAAUAAUAUAGCAGGUGUGGACUUCCAAAAGAAAUUCGCAACUCCAGCAAAAUGAGCGGCAGCAAGCGAAAACUUGGAUAAAAAUGACCCGUGCAAACGACAUGGUUCAUGCAUCUCAGAAGCUACUCAUUUGGACACAUGCUAUGAAGUCACAGACUCCCACCACGCUCUUUCUGUUGUAUGAUUUGAAAAAUACCUAUCAUAAUAGGAUUUCUAUUCCUCUGUGAAGAGAUCUGUGUAUGUAAUGUUGCCCAGGCUUUGGGAUCUUUGUAGAAUUGAACAGUGAGGAGUGUUUAAGGAUGGGUCCACGAGUGAAGGCGCAGCACAGGUUGGAUGAGGUGACUGAGAAUGUAGGCUUUGCAGAAAUAUGGAUGGAUCUUGGGAAAAGUGAAUUCAACUCUUGGUAAGGUCUUAGAAGAUGAAAGAGAGAUAAACUAGAUAAAAAAGUGCUCAUUGCUACUGUUUUCUGUGAUGGCAAAUACUUGGGAAGUAGAACAGUAUUUUGGCUCCUGAAUACGAUUGGCUGGAUGUCAUCUGAGGUAGAAUUAAUGCACAUCUGGAAACGAUCCUGUAGCCAUAUUGAAAAUAACCUGCCCUUCUCAACUCUCUUGAUGAAAGUAGUAAAGCUUCUACAUUUCAAAAUGAGUAAUUAACAUUUUUAGUCUUGAAAUGUAAUUUUUAAAAAAUGUGGAAUAGUCUAUAAUAAUCAGUCCUUUAAUAGUCAAAUUACUCCUCUAUCAUUUAGCAUAACGUACUAGGAUUACAGCUCAAGGCAGGUGGUAAACUCAUGUUCCGGUGAGGAACUUCUAAACACCAGGUUGUUAUUUAGCGAAGUCAUAUAAACUUAGGAUCCCCCAUUCCUAAACCUCUGAAUCGGCUUACAGCCCCUAUUACUGCCUUCUCUCACCGGGAAAACGCUCUUCUAGUCGUGAAUCCGAAUACAGUUGCAUUUCUAUUUGCUGCUACGUUACCUUCCUGUUAACCACUGCAAAACUUAAGGUAGCAUCCUUUUGCUCGCACUUUAGAAAAUCCCCCUGUAAAAAUCCAACAGGAUUGUUGAUUCCCCGAGAAAGUUUUUUUUGAUAAUUAUCUUUUUUGCAUAUCAUUGGAGGCUUAAUUCUUAAUAAACAUACUUCUCAUUGUGAAUAAACAGAAAAUACUUAAUUUGAACCUAUUAUAGUGACUCUUUUGAUGCACAAUUUAAAAAUAAAGGAAUCAGUUAAUAUUCA